Diospyros lotus (date-plum) is the source of this 1378-nucleotide messenger RNA. Its product is annotated as PLASMODESMATA CALLOSE-BINDING PROTEIN 2-like. Lineage: Eukaryota; Viridiplantae; Streptophyta; Magnoliopsida; Ericales; Ebenaceae. The transcript is spliced from 5 exons. Bases 162 to 1034 code for a protein of 290 amino acids. The record is from RefSeq and is a predicted model, not a curated record.
GGAACCCAAAUCCCACAUCCCACACUCAAAUUCCAUACAAUUCCCUCUUUUGCCUUGCCUUGCCUUCCCUUUCCGCCUUUUCCCUCCUUUUACCAUCCUCCUCUCCUCAUGCCACUGUCUCUCUCUUUCUCUCUAUCGGAAGAUAUACAUUUGUAUAUGCUAUGAGGGACACAAAGUCAUCUGCUUUUCAACAAGCCUGGUUUUGGACACAGUAUAAUAGCAACUGCGAUGGAGCACAACCACAAGUGAAGAAGAAGAAGAAGAAGAAGAAAUUCAAAUUCCAAGAGAGAAUGCUCAGACGGGUUCCCCAUUUUCUUCUCUUCAUCCAUUUGGGCGUUUUUCUUUGCUCCGGUUUUAGUAUGAUAGAGGGAGAUAGCAAACAACUAAACCAUGACAGGAAAGGCCUAUUCUCUGCUUCCAUUUCCACCACCGAAGCAGAUAUCACCACUCCUCUACCAACCGUUCCAACUACUAACCCCACCACUCCAAUUGUCACAACUCCCUCUGUUGUUAAUCCAGCAGUUUCAAACCCUGACUCACCUGCCACAAUUAGCCCGGUCAUGACACCUGCAACCUCCUCAUCCUCACCGGCGUCUUCAGGAGGAAGCUGGUGUGUUGCCAGCCAAGCAGCAUCCCAAAUUGCCCUACAGCUUGCCUUGGACUAUGCCUGUGGUUAUGGUGGUGCUGACUGUUCGGCAAUUCAGCUCGGUGCCAGCUGCUACAACCCGAACACAAUCCGUGGCCAUGCUUCUUACGCAUUCAAUGCCUACUAUCAGAAGGAUCCAGUCCCUAACAGCUGCAAUUUUGGUGGCGCUGCCGUCAUUACUAACACUGACCCAAGCACUGGGACAUGCCAAUACCCAACAACUAGCACGAGCUCAUCGGUUCUGAACACGACGAAUUCAAGUGGAUCAACAGUGUUCGGCGCAGGACCGACAAACCCUACCGGUUCUGCAGCUACCCAGCCAACUCCACAUAUCUUGUCAACAUGUCUCAUCAUGCUGCUACUGCUGCUAGCCAAAAACAAGCUAUAAAUGCUCAUAUGGAAGCCGCAAUCAGCGCCACUCUUUCUGCUCCAAGUUGGCUUUUUUACUAGACCAACAACAGAGAACAGGGGUUUCAAAAUGAAAUGCUGAUUAAGUAGGGGACUUGUAAAUGAAAGGCCUUAAUUAGCCUCUGAAUGGUUGUUUCAUAAAUGUUCUGUGAAUGAGAGAGAGCAGGUGUGGGGCAGAGAGAAUGGGGGGAGAGAUCAAUCUGUUGGGUUUCUUUUGUGUUUGUAGAAAGCAUACUUCACCUCCUUGUUUCAUUGUAUUUCUAGCUAGAACAAUAAUAUGAGUUUUUAUUUUUUUUUAUUAUAUUUAUUUUAUUUUUGGACAAA